ACCUAAUAUAAUUUAUUAUUAAAUCGAAAUACUAUUGUUUGUCUUGAAUAAAAUUCUUUUUUUUUUAUAAUCUCCUGCCAUAUAUGUUAUUUGGAACAAAGGGGAGGCAUUAGUGUAAAUUCGUGUACGCCCAUUAUAACAAAUAAGAACUUAUUGUUAACUUUUACAAUGUCAGUUUCUGAUACCACUGUUAUUUUUGCUAAACUGGAGGCUCUUAAAGAAAUCAGAGCUAAAACUGUACAACUGGAAAAACUAAAGCAAAGAAUCUUGCAAGAAGUCGAACAAACAGAGCAUGAGGAAAAAUGUUUAUUAGAAUAUAAACAAGAAAUGGAUUUACUUAUGCAAGAAAAAAUGGCACAUGUUGAGGAAUUGCGCCAAAUACACGCAGACAUUAAUGUGAUGGAAUCAGUGAUACACCAAGCAGAAAAAGCAAGAAACAGAUCACGGGAAACUGCCAAACUUAUACAUAAUAGUAAUUAUCAACCGUUAAAACAUGAUAUCGAUAGAAUGCGUAGAGAAGUAUUAGGUUUAGAAAGAUUACCAGAAUUAUAUGAAACAGAGUCGGAUCUUAUUUCUCCUGAACGGUUUAUUUCCAGUUAUUUUGAAAGACCGAUGCAAAAAGCAGAAUGGAGAGUAGAAGUUCGUGGCGAAGAUUUAUUACCUCCACACAGUUUACAUCAUCCUGGGCAUCCAGGUGGUUCAGCUUCCUUUCUUGCUCCUCAGCCUCUUCAAGGACCUAGUAAGCCAGAGCCUAGACCAUUGCCCCCUGCUCCUGGCCCACCUGCUCCAACAUUCAGGCAACAACCACCACCAAUGAAGUCAUGCCUCUCAUGUCAUCAACAAAUCCAUAGAAAUGCACCGAUCUGUCCUCUUUGUAAAGCUAAAUCUCGAUCACGUAAUCCGAAAAAACCAAAGAAGAAAGAUUAAUUAUAGUUGUAUAUUUUAUUUAUAAGAUGCAUGUGUGCUUUAAUUUUUUACUUUUUAAAAAUAAAUGGAUUAGAAAGUGUCAUAAAUCUGAUAUGAUUAAUAUAAUUUUAUUUUAUCUCGAAAUCAAAUGUCAUUGAUAUAUCGAAAUUUGUUUGAAAAUAUUUUAUAAUAUUCUAUUGUUCAUUUUAUAAUGUUGUUAAAAAACCAAUAGAUAUAUCAUAAAAUCUUAUAAUUAUAUAAAUUAAAUAAU
This is a messenger RNA of Polistes canadensis, 1177 nucleotides long. Its product is annotated as zinc finger C4H2 domain-containing protein. The transcript has 5 exons. Bases 169 to 927 code for a protein of 252 amino acids. The record is from RefSeq and is a predicted model, not a curated record. Gene Ontology annotation, cellular component: nucleus. NCBI's taxonomy places the organism in Eukaryota, Metazoa, Arthropoda, Insecta, Hymenoptera, Vespidae. Gene Ontology annotation, biological process: positive regulation of neuron differentiation.